Camellia sinensis is the source of this 1183-nucleotide messenger RNA. RefSeq lists its product as uncharacterized. The record is from RefSeq and is a predicted model, not a curated record. NCBI's taxonomy places the organism in Eukaryota, Viridiplantae, Streptophyta, Magnoliopsida, Ericales, Theaceae. Gene Ontology annotation, biological process: biosynthetic process. Gene Ontology annotation, molecular function: isomerase activity. Gene Ontology annotation, cellular component: cytoplasm.
CAAAUGUAAUUUGCCCAAUUUUUAUUUAAAAAUAAUUUAGGUAAACCUUAGAUAGAGGGAUUGGUGCUUUGGAGCUAUAAAUUCAUCUUCCUCCCCCUCUCUCACUUUCUGAGAUGGAAAAGAAACUUGUCAAGUACUGUGUGGUCGAUGCGUUCACGGACUCGCCGUUCAAGGGAAACCCGGCGGCGAUUUGUUUGUUGGAGGAAGAGAGAGACGAUGAGUGGUUGCAAGCUGUUGCUACUGAGUUCAACCUUUCUGAAACCUGUUACUUGACUCGGAUCACUGACUCCGACUCGGAGACUCAAGACUCGUCCCACUCAACCUCAAACCCUCGGUUCCGCCUCAGAUGGUUCACUCCAGUUGCCGAGGUUCAACUUUGUGGUCAUGCAACUUUGGCAGCUGCACACUUUCUGUUCACUUCUGGUUUGGUAAAUGCCAACAAAAUCGAGUUUCUGACACUGUCAGGAGUUUUGACUGCUAAAAGAGUUCCAGAAUCACAAGAUUGCUUCUUAAUUGAGUUGGAUUUUCCGGUAGUUCCACUGGUUGAUUUUGACUCUGUUGAGGUUUCAUCAGUUUCUAAAGCCUUGAGUGGUGCUUCUGUGAUUGACUUAAAGAUGACAACUACUGAGAAAGACCUCUUUGUUGUGCUCCCAUCGGGAAACGCUGUUGCAGAUCUACAGCCCCAAUUUGAUGAAAUACAACGAUGUCCUGGACUCGGAGUAAUUAUUACAGGGCUUGCUCCCCCUGGAUCUGGGUUUGACUUUUUUAGUCGCUGCUUCUUUCCAAAAUUGGGGAUAAAGGAGGAUCCUGUUACCGGGAGUGCACAUUGUGCCCUAGCAGGCUAUUGGUCUAAAAAGCUGGGGAAAUAUGAUUUUGUUGCAUAUCAGGCAUCCCCUCGAGGUGGCAUACUGAACCUCCAUUUUGAUGAAAAGAGUCAGAGAGUACUACUUCGAGGUAAAGCUGUCACUGUAAUGGAUGGUUCUCUUUUGGUUUAACUAGGAAUUAUCCGUCUUUGCUUGUAUGAAUCAAUUGAAAUAAAAAGCUGUUAUUGUUUGGAAGGUUCGCUUUUUACUCCUUGUACUAGACAUGAAUGUACGAAAUGUAUUUCCUUUUGUAUCUCUGCUAAGAAUUUCACUCAGCUUAUAAUUCUGUUAUGGAAAUUCUCUAUUUUCCUUGUUACUAA